Molecule: messenger RNA, 2030 nt
Organism: Pararge aegeria (speckled wood butterfly)
Lineage: Eukaryota; Metazoa; Arthropoda; Insecta; Lepidoptera; Nymphalidae
Product: sodium-coupled monocarboxylate transporter 2-like
Exons: 11
Coding region: 83-1888 (601 amino acids)
Biological process (GO): transmembrane transport; sodium ion transport
Cellular component (GO): membrane
Molecular function (GO): symporter activity
Source: RefSeq, a predicted model, not a curated record
GGACGCUACAGAAGUUGAAUGCUAAAUUAAAAAUUAAAUCAUUUAAUUUCUAGUUCACUAAUUAAAUAAAAAAAAAAACAAAAUGAGAAAUACCAGCAUACCUGUGUCUCCGAUUUAUUUUAAUGUGGCCGAAUAUUGUCUGUUUGGAAUAAAUUUGGGUGUUGUCAUUGGAAUUAUUUUGUAUUUUUUGUUUGUAAAUAAUAAAUAUAAUACUGUGGCUGGAUUUUUGUUUGGUGGUAAAAAUAUGUCUAUCGUGUCCAUUUCUUUGGCGUUGACUGCUAGCCAUCUAACAAGUAUUACAUUACUAGGUGUGCCAGUUGAAAUAUAUCUUCGGGGCACCCAGUAUUGGGCAUCAGCUUUGUCGCUUAUCAUUGUCACCUUCUUAACAGCUGUGAUUUAUCUGCCAGUUUUUCACAGAUUACAGUUGUCAUCAAGUUUCGAAUAUUUAGAAAUAAGAUUUUCGACACACACUCGAACUAUUGCGGCAGUUUUGUUCGUAGUUAGCAAACUGAUGCUGUUACCGAUUGUGCCUUAUGUUCCACUUAUGGCAUUCAGAUUAGUAACAAAUCCUCAAGCAAGUCGCAUAACAGCUGUCGUAUGCGUUGCUUGCUCAACAUUUAUUGCUGUUGGAGGUUUACGAGCUGUAGUCGGUAUUGGUAUUGUAACAACUUUUCUAGCCUUCGCUGGCACUGCUCUACCUAGUGGCCUAGCGCUAUUGCCAUUAGGCUUUAAGCAAAUGUGGGAAAUUGCUAGUCUUGGCAGCAGAUUGGUUAUUUACGAUCCGGACCCGGAACUUGCUCAUCACACUUCCUUUUUUGUAGUUACAUUGGCUUUAAGCACAAAUUGGCUAUGGAAGAUAGCUCUCAGUCAGUCCUCUCUACAGAAACUCUUAGCAGUUCCCACAAUCAGUAAAGCCAGAAUAUGUUUGGCAAUCUCCUGUGUGGGGAUAAUACUUAUGAAGUUAUUAUCUUGCUUUUUGGGACUGGUGUUGUAUGCUUGGUUUGCUGGUUGCGAUCCUUUGCUUACUGGUCAAAUUAAAAAGCACGAACAAUUGGUACCUCAUUUUCUUAAUAAUUUAUCAACAAUGUUUCCAGGGAUCUGUGGUAUCUUUAUAAUAUCAAUCUUUAGCGCGACUACAGGUUGUAUUGCGUCUAUCAUAAAUUCGAUAUCAGGAGUUGUGUUUGAAGAGUUUAUUAGACCGUGGAUGCCACAGAGUACAAAUGAACUGGCUUGCUGCAAAAUUAUGAAGCUUUUAUGCAUAUUGGUGGGAUUGUAUUGCGCCUCUGUGAUAUGGUUAGCUCGCGAACUGGAUCGUCUUCAACACGUAGCCUCUGGUGUGACAGGUGUUACAGCGGGUACUCUUCUUGGCCUUUUCACUUUGGGCAUCGUUUUCUCGAGAGCAAAUUGUUCUGGAGCGUUGAGCGGUUGUAUACUGAGCCUACUACUCUGCGGCUGGCUGCUCAUAGGUGCCGAGAACGCUUUGGCGACAGGGGCGUUGACCUUUCAGGGCAAGCCGCUUGUCACCACAGGAUGCGGGAAAGCGAACUUUACACAUUUGGUGAACGUAACAACAAUAGUAUCUAGCGCUGCCAGACAACUCCCGAUGAAGCCUCUACAAUCGCUCUUCCGGAUCUCCUACACUUACUGCCCAUUUGCUGGUGCUAUUACCGUCCUCAUCAUAGGGGUUCCAAUGAGCUACCUUACUGGAAAAUCGAAGACGGAUUCUAUGAACCCAGAUGUGUUCUGUCCCCUUACCCAGAGUUUCCUUCACAAGUUACCAGAUAGGAGUGCAUCUACUUCUUCAGAACUCAGAGCCCCGAAUACGCAAGAAGUCUACAUGGCCCUUGAUGAUGCUCUGAAACAUUUAAAGGAAGUUAUAGAUCGGUAAAAUAACGGCUUUAUUAUGAAAAUUAUACAUAAUUUGCUAUACUCCGGUGUAAUUCAUAAUAACUUAAAUCGUAAUACUUCAUACCAAACAGAUCUCCGGCAAUGUACCCGUUACGCACGGUUCGCUCUACGCACGUUUCGAC